AUGGCGUCAAUACAUGCUUCAACGACUACGACUGGAAGAACUAUCUUGCUAAUGAGGAAGAUGUCGAAGACCGGGAAGAGGGACACCCGCUCUCCAUGGCGGCGUCGCAUGGCCAAAUAUCCAUCGUCAAGCUACUGCUUGGAUACGGCAUCUCCCCACCAGCGGCUACGAGAAACGAACGGCUCUCCAUCUCGCAUCGGAGAAGGGCUAUCUCGAUGUUGUCCGAUCAAUACGCAGGACGGGCAUAGCAAAACGCCUCUCGCAUUUGCGGCGGAGACAGGCCAUCUAGAUAUCGUGCAGUUUUUACUCUCUCGUGGAGCAGAUCCUAACAUCACCACCCAUCACACGGAGGACAUCGCUCUGCAUGGCAUUUCGUUCAGACGGCCAGAAGCCCCUUUCCGAAUUAUCCCGCGCAGCGCAGGGAGGGCACGACGACAUCGUCGACUUCCUGCUCACCAGAUUCGACUACGUUCAAUCCUCCACCGAAGCCUACCAACAGACCGUUCUCCUCUGUGUCGCUGCACUAACGGCCGCACUACACUCCUCACCGACCUGCUGACAAAACACAACUACGACCCCAACCUGCGUCUCACCGACAAAAGCAUCUUCCUCCCUUGCCGACCUUACUACCCUAUCCCUGAAACAGCCCUUGCCCGGGCUGCAGAGCGCAACCAGCCUGUCGCAAUCGACAUCUUCCUCUCCCACGGGGCAACGAUCACCCCACCAACCGACAAUGACGACGAACCCCCUCUCAUUCGCGCCAUAAGAAAGGGCCACAAAGAAGCUGUCGCAACUCUCCUCGCCCACGGCGCAAACCCCCCCCGGGAAAAGCCCUCUGCAGGGCCAUUUCCAACCCGCCCAUCUUCUCCCUCCUCCUGCCCAACAAUAGACCUCUCCAAACCCAGUCUCCUCGUUCACACCCUCUCCUCCGGCAAUGUUGACACCCUUCAGAUCCUCCUCGACCGCCACAAGGGGUCCAGAGCUAGUCUCCGACCCAACAUCGACAGGAAACUUCCCCCGGCCACAGUCGACCCCGCUUUUCCGUCCCGCCCUGUGGGGCGGCGAGGGGCCCUCCGUCUCCUUGACCGGGGAUUGCACGGUGAGAUAUUGCUUAUGCCUCUACCACUGAAUAUGGGGUUUAAUAUCCGCGCGGGUGGUAAUGCGGGGAACCUGGUUUAUCGGGGCGCGACAGCCAAGGAAGAUACCGAGUUGGCGUAG
Penicillium mononematosum is the source of this 1218-nucleotide messenger RNA. RefSeq names its product ankyrin repeat domain-containing protein. The record is from RefSeq and is a predicted model, not a curated record. Gene Ontology annotation, molecular function: protein binding. The transcript has 5 exons. Bases 1 to 1218 code for a protein of 405 amino acids. Lineage: Eukaryota; Fungi; Ascomycota; Eurotiomycetes; Eurotiales; Aspergillaceae.